UAAUUGGCGAAUUCAGAUUCAACUACUACAAUUUCCAAGUUUCUACCACUUUCAUAAUUCAAUAUCUAUUUUUCUUAUUUGACUCUCAACCUGCAACCAAUAUAAUAUUAUUAAAAUAAUUAUUAUUUGUACGAAGCGUUUAUCGAUCUUGCACAAUGCCAAAAGGUAGACGUUCACCAUCCCCGAAAAGGCAUUCAGUUCCUUCUAGAACUGUUUCAAGUAGCCCAGCGCCACAACAGAACAAAAUUCAAGUCCGUGCACCGGCUGAACCAAAACAACUUGGGUUAUUCGGUGAAAUGGCAGCAAUUUCCGGUGGCGUAGCUGUUGGUUCUGCCAUUGGGCACACUGUGGGACAUGCGGUAUCUGGUUUAAUCAGUGGUGGCGGUUCUAACAACCAGGCACAACAAAUCCAACCAGUUCUAGCUAUGUCCAUCGACCAGAGCAACCAGCAAGGUGGACCGUGUGCUUUUGAAAUCAAACAGUUUUUACAGUGUGCUCAAAACAAUGAUGAUAUUUCGCUGUGUUCUGGAUUUAAUGAGGCUAUUCGUCAAUGCAAGGAAGCUAAUGGAAGGACACAAAUAUAAUUUUUCAAGUGAUUUCGAAAUUUUGUUUUGGUUUCAGGUACAUAACCUUAAUAUUAACACCAUAAAAUUAAAGAA
Adelges cooleyi (spruce gall adelgid) is the source of this 659-nucleotide messenger RNA. Its product is annotated as coiled-coil-helix-coiled-coil-helix domain-containing protein 2-like. The transcript is spliced from 3 exons. Bases 156 to 584 code for a protein of 142 amino acids. Gene Ontology annotation, cellular component: nucleus; mitochondrion. The record is from RefSeq and is a predicted model, not a curated record. Gene Ontology annotation, biological process: mitochondrion organization. Lineage: Eukaryota; Metazoa; Arthropoda; Insecta; Hemiptera; Adelgidae.